AAGAGGAAGAGCCGUUAGUCUCUCCAAAAUGGCGACGACCAUAGAAAGUGGCAAUCCAGGAACUGCGAAUAGGAAAAAACACCUCGGAAUCCCCGAAGCAAUUUUUGUGGAAGAUGUGGAUGCCUUUAUGAAGCAGCCGGGCAAUGACACAGCAGACGCCGUGCUGAGGAAGCUGGAUGAACAAUAUCAGAAAUAUAAAUAUAUGGAGCUAAAUCUGGCUCAGAAGAAACUCAGGUUAAAAAGCCAGAUUCCACAAAUCAAACAGACAUUAGAAAUCCUACGACACAUGCAGAAAAAGAAGGGCACUAAGGAUCCCAUGGAGACACACUUUCUGUUGGCCGAUAAUGUCUAUUGCAAGGCCUCUGUCCCCCCCACAGAUAAAGUGUGUUUGUGGCUUGGGGCUAAUGUCAUGUUAGAGUAUGAUAUCGAUGAGGCCCAGGCACUGUUGGAGAAAAACCUGGCCACAGCUUCCCGGAAUCUGGACUCUCUGGAAGAGGACCUGGACUUCCUUAGAGACCAGUUCACAACCACUGAAGUCAAUAUGGCACGCGUUUACAACUGGGAUGUCAAGAGAAGGAGCAAAGACAACAUCCUCAAAUCAGUUGAGCAGUCUUAAAAGACAGGGCUCAGUUUUGUCCCACCCAAAUUCCUUCCCCAUCAGAAAAUUCACCUUCAUGUAUCUGUUUGCACCAACACAACUGUUAUCUGUUCAUUUAUUACUUUUUUAAAUUUUCAAGUAAAAGGUGAAAAAGAAACAUCAAACUAAUGUAAUAAUGGCAGUUUUCUUGUUUUCUUUUUUUAUGACUAAUUAUUAAAUUUGUUUCAGAAUGGGUUCUCUCCACAUGUCUUACUCUGUGCCCCUUUUGCUCUCAUUUGUUUGGCAAACAUCUGAGAUUACGUUUCUCUAGGUUAAACUGUCUCCUAUGGCCCUCAUGUUGAAUUCUGUGAAAUUCAACGUAACCAUAUUUUGGUGAGAGGGCCAUUGCGAAAGUCCAGUGUGAAAAUAUUAGGGGGGCAUUUUGUUGCAUUAAUCAGCCUCUCUUUCCUUCUCCACCACAACCCUUUGCUUCAUGCUCCCUCAUCUGAUGACUGUUUUUUUUUUUUCCCACUUCUUUUUUAUCUGUACUUAUUUGUCACAUUGUAUCCAUUAAACACUGAAUAAGGAACAAAUAAUGAAGUGACUUGGGAAAGGCAC
Molecule: messenger RNA, 1195 nt
Organism: Xyrauchen texanus (razorback sucker)
Lineage: Eukaryota; Metazoa; Chordata; Actinopteri; Cypriniformes; Catostomidae
Product: prefoldin subunit 3-like
Exons: 6
Coding region: 29-616 (195 amino acids)
Biological process (GO): microtubule-based process; tubulin complex assembly; protein folding
Cellular component (GO): prefoldin complex; cytoplasm
Molecular function (GO): tubulin binding
Source: RefSeq, a predicted model, not a curated record